AUGUCAUCCAAUACGUGUCUAAGAGAUUCUCUUUUGUGUCCUGUAUGCCUCGACUUAUUUGUUGAACCUCGCAUAUUGCCUUGUUCACAUACGUUUUGCUCAGCCUGUUUACGUCCAACACCAACCCCACUAACAAAUUUUCUUCUCAUUUGUCCAGUAUGUCGGUAUUAUACAUUCAAUCGUUUAAUACCACUGAAUCGUAUUGUUCGCACGUUAGUUGAACAAUAUAAACAACAGUAUAUUCGAGAUAUUGAUGAUAAUGAUCAAGAACGAGAGCAAUUAUUUGCCAAAUGUUUUAUAUGUAAAAAAUGUCAACAUCUCAAAUUAUGUUGGCAUUGUGACACGUUACUAUGUGUUCAUUGUCAUGAACAACAUGAUAACAAUUGGAAAAAUGCUCAUUUCGAAAUGACACGUUUAUUAUUAAGUAAAAUUUAUUCGAUAACAUUUGAAUUAAAAUGUAAUAAAAUUCGACAAAAACUAUCGAAUAUAACAGAUGAUGAUGAACAAUAUUUGAAUGAUAUUGAAAUGAAAUUAAAACAAAAUGAACAAUAUUUAAAUUGUAAAAAUGAAGCACAAAAUCGAAAACAAUAUCAUGACUAUGAACAAAAAUUAAAAACAAUUUCAAAUGAUCUACAAUUGAUAAAUGAACGAAUUGAACAAAUUAUGAACAAAAACAAAAGUGAAUGGUAAAUUACUACUAUCCAUUCCAAAGUACAGUGCCGGUGGGCAUUUUUGAUAGGAAUGAGAUAGAGACCUACGAUUUUCGCUAUUCGAUAGCCAAGACUUGAGCGGAACUUUUCACAAGCACAAACAACUUUUAAAAAAAUUUCAAAGAUCGGAUUUCCAGAGGAU
Messenger RNA from Didymodactylos carnosus, 852 nucleotides. The record is from the annotation of a GenBank genome assembly. Lineage: Eukaryota; Metazoa; Rotifera; Eurotatoria; Philodinida; Philodinidae.